This is a messenger RNA of Camelus dromedarius (Arabian camel), 948 nucleotides long. It is a transcript of the gene FOXR2, whose product is annotated as forkhead box R2. Gene Ontology annotation, cellular component: nucleus. The transcript has a single exon. Gene Ontology annotation, molecular function: DNA-binding transcription factor activity; sequence-specific double-stranded DNA binding. Gene Ontology annotation, biological process: regulation of DNA-templated transcription. Lineage: Eukaryota; Metazoa; Chordata; Mammalia; Artiodactyla; Camelidae. The record is from RefSeq and is a predicted model, not a curated record. Bases 1 to 948 code for a protein of 315 amino acids.
AUGGACCUAAACCUAAAAAGUCCCAAGUUCUGGUACAGUCUCCAUGGCCAGGUCCCAGGGAUGCUGGACUGGGACAUGGGGAAUGAGUUCUACCUGCCCUGCAGCACAGACCAAUGUUCCUUAGCUGAGCAGAACCUUGCCAAAUACAAAGUCCGAGUAAUGAAGACCCCCAAGGUACCUCAAGAGAGGAGAUUCAGUCCUAGCAAAGAUGGUCCUGACUGUGAACCCAACCUGUGGAUGUGGGUGAAUCCCAACAUCGUGUGCCACCUUGGCAACCAGGAGGCCCCAAAGCUCAGUAAGAAAAAGGAUCUACCAAGCAUGCUUCCUUCCCCUCAGCCUCUCCCAAAAGAUGAAGAGUCUAACUGCUCAGAGGUCACAGUGAUGGAGUCCCUACCAUCUUCCUCCAGCGAGCUAUCUCCCCCACAGAAGCAGUUCACCUCUUCCCCCAGUGACUGGGAGAUCACAGAAGAGGAACCUGAGGAACAAGCUAACAAAGCCUCUGUGGCUCUCCAAACUCCAAACAAAGGAGAAUUCUUACAGAGCCAGAAGCUACAGCGAGGUGACAACCAGGAGAAGUCUUGGUCCCGCCCCCCCCUCAAUUACAGUCAUUUAAUUGCCCUGGCACUAAGAAACAGCCCCCCAUGUGGCCUCAAUGUUCAAGAGAUCUACAGUUUCACCCAGCAUCAUUUCCCCUUUUUCUGGACGGCUCCAGAUGGUUGGAAGAACACCAUCCGCCACAACCUCUGCUUCCUGAGCAGCUUUGAGAAGACACCAGUCAGCCCUCAGGAUGGGGCCAAUGCAAAGCCACGGUCUAGCUUCUGGAGGCUUACUGAGGAGGGACACCGCCGCUUUCAGAAGGAGAUUCGUGCCUUAGCCUCCACUAGGAAGGAGAGUAUUCAACAGUGCAUGAGCCAGCCAGAUGUGAUGACCUCCCUCUUUGACCUUUAA